UGUAACAGCAGUGUUCAAGGGCGAAACGCCGAUAACAGCGUAACGAGAGCUUUGUCAACCUCGAAAUUUCCCCGGAUAACUUUCCCAAGACAAACGGUGCGAACUUGACAUCUGACAAGGCCGGGUUCGACCGGGGGAUGCAACGCCGCGAAUUGCACUUCGCGAUUGCAGUCCCGCCGUGCAGCCAGACCGCGCGCGCGGAUGCAAACUCGCGACACGAGGCGAAGUUUGAUGAUGCCCGCGUAGAAAGUGUAACAGUGUAUUAUUGCGCUGCUGAACAAUGGACUGUGAUAUGAAAGGAUAGGAUACUGCAUCUUUUAUUACGUCGCCGAAGAAUAGAGAAGCCCGGGAGCCAAGACAUGGGGAUGAUAAGGUGCUCUCUUCUUGCGGCGGGGAAGAAAGGGACCGGAUGCACGGCAACUCGGGAUUCGUAUUAUUUAUCGAUGCAAUAGCGCCGCGGAUUUCGGGAUGAAACGGAAAGACCGACAGAGACACGGCAAAAAUCCGCGGUUUCGGUCGAAAGAGUUCGAGACUCGGGGAGUUCACAUGGACAUGAAGACGUCGUGGUCUGCCCAAGAAUUGACAACCAAUUACACCAAUCUGGACGAAAUGGCCCGGUUCCAGCAGAAGCAGCUCCAGGAGAAGGAACAGAAGUUGCUGCAGCUUUACGACCAGCAACAGCAACGGGCUUAUCAAGUGGUGCAACGUGGCAGCGCCGGCUCGAACGGCUCGAGUUAUGGCUCCUCCGUCAGCCAACACACCGUCACAAAGACCUCGAGCAACAGCCACACAACCUCGACCUCGCAGGGUGGAAAGGUGAGGCAGAUGUUCGACGAGAGGCGACAAACGACCGUGAAAGGCAUCGACAGGAGCUACCCGUUGGAGCCGCUGGAGAACAAACCGCGAAAGCAGGCGAACGGAAACGCGGCACCCAGAAACGGGAAUUCGACGGUGAACCGGCAAUCGGUAUCCUUGAAACGCGUGGUCCGGGCCGACGUGAACAGCAACCUAAACGCCGGCAAGCCGAUCGUCUCCUAUCACGAGGAAAUCGCUCGCGAAUCGUUCGGCUCGCCCGGGCGCCAGCAGCUAGACGAUGACGAGUUCGGGAACGAGAACCACGUUGCGCAGUAUGCAAAUGGAAAUCAUCGAGACGAGCUACAGAUCGAAGAGGUGCUGGACCAGGACACAAUAGAGAGAAACCGCAUGAUGGCAAAGCUCCACUUGAUGGAGUACGACGAGACGCUGAAGCACCGCAUUAAAAACGACCUCGAGAGCGAGGAAUUCCCGGAGGAUUUCAUGGUGGAUGUUCCUGACAAGCAUCCGAAACAAAGUAUUUCGAAGAAGCUAUCCCAGGCGGAGGCGAGAUUGGAGCGUUUCAGAAACGCUAAUGCGAAGCGCAUUAGCAACACCGCGAGAAACACCGGUCCGUCGCACGUCCCGAAGAAAAGGGUCGAUCCAAUUUUGCCUGGAAAAGCUGCCCCCAGCGGAAGCAAGGAUAGAAAAGCGUCGACUUCUGAACGAUUCGAGGAGAUGCUGUCGUUCUCGGAUACGGAGAGAACCGUGAAACGGGGGAUUCGCGGCUCGCAAUUUUAUCGCGAGCAGCCGCAGAGAUCCGCGACUAGUUAUGGGAGCGAUUCCAAAGCUAGGUUGUCGAGAUUAUCGCCGGAAUCUUCGAGGGACGGCAGAUCUAGGAGCGGAAGCCCGAAAUUCUUUUGGAGCGAGUCCGAGAAGUCUGUCGCGGAUCGUGCGAUUGAUUCGAAGGCGGCUGCAAGAUCAUCGCUAAAUUACUUGAACGACAUAUCCAAAGGUGGAAGUCCAAAAUUCUUUUGCAGAGAACCUGGGAGAUCAGCAACGAGUUAUGCGAUCGAUUCUAAAGCUGUUGCGAGAUCAUCGCGUGAUUACUUAAAGGACAGGAGAUCCAGGAGCGGGAGCCCCGAGUUCUUUUGCAAAGAAUCUGGAAAGUCAGCAACGACUUAUGCGAUUGAUAGAAAAGCAGGUGCAGGUUCAAAUACCAUUGGAAGAUCGUCGCCUGAUUUUUCAAAAGACAGAAGAUCUCGUAGCGGAAGCCCGAAAUUCUUUUGCAAGGAAUCGGAAAAAUCAGCGACGACUUAUGCGAUCGAUUCUAAAGCUGUUGCGAGAUCAUCGCCUGAUUACUUAAAGGACAGGAGAUCCAGAAGCGGAAGCCCCAAGUUCUUUUGCAAAGAAUCUGAAAAGUCAGCAACGACUUAUGCGAUCGAUUCUAAAGCAGGAAUAGUUGCGAAACCUAUUGGAAGAUUAUCUCCUCAGCUCUCGAAAGGCAGUAGAUCUCGGAGUGAAAGCCCUAAAUACUUUUGCAAAGAACCAGGACAGUCUGCAACGAAUUAUGCGAUUGAUCCGAAAACCAUUCGAAGAUUAUCUCCAGAUUUUUCAAGCGACAGAUCUCGGAGUGCAAGCCCGAAUUUCUUUCGCAAGGAAUCUGAAAGGUCGGCGACGACUUACGCGAUUGAUCCGAAAGCAAAAAUAGCUGCAAAAAUCAUUGGAAGAUCUUCGCCGGUUUUUUCAGAACAGAGUAGAUCCAGAAGUGGAAGCCCGAAAUUCUUUUGCAAGGAAUCGGAAAAAUCGGCGACGACUUAUGCGAUUGAUAGAAAAACAGGUGCAGGUUCAAAUACCAUUGGAAGAUCGUCGCCUGAUUUUUCAAAAGACAGAAGAUCUCGUAGCGGAAGCCCGAAAUUCUUUUGCAAGGAAUCGGAAAAAUCAGCGACGACUUAUGCGAUUGAUUCCAAAGCUGUUGCAAGAUCAUCGCCUGAUUAUUUAAAAGACAGGAGAUCCAGAAGCGGGAGCGCCAAGUUCUUUUGCAAGGAAUCGGAAAAAUCGGCGACAACUUAUGCGAUCGAUUCGAAAAGUAAGAAGAAAUUGGCUUCGGACCUUUCAAAGAAUCGUUCUGUCGUAAAGAUAGAACCCGACAGCGAGUUUGUAACAAGAAUCUCUACAAAAUCACCCGUGACGGUGGACGACACCGUGGACAGAUUCAUCAAGGCUCACGAACUUGAUAAGAUCAGAACUCCUUCGCCGACAGGAAGCGUAAAAAGUUACACGAAAAUCGAUGCUGAAAUCGAUCUGAAACCAAGUCGAGCUGGUUCGCCAAAUAUUUUCGAGAGACUUGCAAUAGAUCGAAGCGCCAGUCCUCAAUUUUUACAUCGCGAGUCCAGAAAAUUCUCUCCAACGGCAGGAAUGACUGCCAAGGGACGCGAGAUCGUAUCGAAAUCCCCAGACACGAUUCGAAACCUUUUAAAGCAUCGCGACCAUAGAAAAGUUUCGUCCGACAAAUAUGAAUUUUCCAGUGCUCGAACCACGUCUACAAAAUCGCCGGAGUUUCGAAGGACGGGCUUAAGAAAGUCAAACGCGAGUCCGCAAUUUGUCUCCGAGCGAUCUGCCACGAUCAUGUUCGUGACCCCGGAAACGAUAACGAAAACGAGAACAGGCUACGCAAGGACAGGACAGAAAGCGCGGAGCCCCGCUUUCUCGAUCGGCAAGAUGAACAGUAAUAUCGCGAACAGAUUCGUGGACUCGAGCAGAAGAGACUCCCCCGAAGACGUUGCCGAAAAAUCCAAACGGAGAAUACGAAGCUCGGUGUCGCGAUACUUUCUCGAGCAAUGCGAGAGAGCUUCGAGAAACGCAGAAGCUGGUGCAAGAAACACCGUCCAAAAGCACAGAGUUGCUAGAAAUGCUGAUUCGUACCGAGUCUCGCCUCCGGUCUCGUUGAAACACAUGGAGGCGGUCGGUCCAAUGAGUAAGAGUCCGCAACUUCAUCGGGAAGAGCCUGGGAGGUUCGUUGCGGCGAACGUGGAUCGAAGUAGAAGCGGAACACCGGAAUUUUUUUGUUACGAAACGGAUAAGAUGGCUACAACGGUGAGCCUGAAGCCUAGGCCCUCUAAAGACUCGAUAAGUCCUGCGCGGCCUGAGAGCAGGCUAUCGAAGAGCCCCGAUGUCAUAACUUCGAUUAAGAAUGUUAACGACAGCAGAAGCAGCAGUCCUAUGUACAUGACGGACAGGGAUAAAAGAAUUUUAACACUUUUCCCUUCCAAGCAUGGCCAUUCCAAGCCCUCGAAGGGCCUUCUACGUAAACAUUCCAAGAGUCCCCUACCAACGACUUUCUCUAAAACUAAAUCACCGAAAACUUCUGACGCCUACAACAUAAAUAGAGAUACAAAAUCAGGUAGCAGAAGAAAUACGCCAUCAACAAGUCCGGAAUUCUUUUGCUACGAAACAGACAAAAUGGCUACAACCGUGAGCCUGAAGCCCAGACCCUCGAGGGACUAUUCUAUGAGCCCCGAACCUGCGAGGUCUGAGAGCAGAUCGUCGAACAGACCGGAUAUCUCUACUUCCGGCAAGAAUGUUAACGAAACUAGCAGGAGCAGCAGUCCUGUGUUAGCACAAUAUAUAACAGACAGUAGAAGAUCGUCCCCGGGACUCUUGUCCUCGAAGGAUCUUGCACGCAAACAUUCCAAGAGCCCUCCACCAGCAAACACCUUUUCCAACGAUAAGUCAUCCGGAAGUCCAGAGUUCUUCUGCUAUGAAACAGAAAAGAUGGCUACAACCGUCAGCUUGAAACCCAGACCCUCUAAUGACACAGGAGAGGUCUAUCCUAAGAGUCCUGUCGGGUCUAAGCGCGGAUCGUCGAUCGGUCCUGACACCAGGGACAUCGAUGAUAGCAGAAGCAGUAGCCCUUUGUUAUCACGAUACACAACGGAGCCGCUGCGUAGCUCGCUAUCGUCCACCAAACCGAAAUCCCCAAAGGACCAACUGCGCCGGCAUACCAAAACUCCUCCAUCCACAGGUACCUACUCUAAAGGUAAAUCGCCUAGAAAUCCCAACGUCCUCGAAUUGCCAAAAGAUACGAAACCUGUCGCAAGCAGGAGCCCAGACUUCUUCUGCUACGAGAGCGAAAAGUCAGCCACGACGGUCGGCUUGCGACCUAGGCCGAGUAACUCGAAGAGCUCCAAGUUCGCAGAGCUGCGGACCAAAAGCAGAUCGCCUAAAAGCCCCGAGCAGUUGGCUAAAGAGGCCAGGCUAGCCAUUCGCAGAGGGUCCGGCAAUGUUCUGCGAUCGACGGGAUUGAUUCGCGAUAUCAUAAAGCAUCAAAGACAUCGUGAGAGCGAUUGCGCUGCCUCGACUCUGUCCAGGAGAGUGGAGAGAGCAUCGGGAUUGAAACAGGGAUCGAAGGACGGACCGACCGGAAACGUUUGCUCGCGAGAACGCGAGCUUGUUACCUUGCAGUCCGAGACAAGAAGCUUCGCAUCCGUGGAGAGGACCUCUGAGGAGAUCGCCGUGACCGAUGGAUACGCGAAGCGGGGCACUUACUCGAAGUCAUCGAGAACGUCGCCGACUAAUUGCGAGCCGACCAAGAGCAAAAGAACUUCGUUAGACUCCGACAUGUUCUGUUUAUCGCGGAAGGAUAGAGGAGAGGCGGACACCCUCCGCAGAAGUCCUUCUCCGGGAGGAUCGGUUUUCCGCGGCACGAAGCGCCGUACGACGGAAGAUAUGCCCGGCCCAGAGGAUCCCGGCGAAAGUUCGGGAUCCGGGAGGCAAACAGUCAGCCUGUCGAGGCAGGCUCCAACUUUGGGCUCUAUAGAACUCGUGCGGAAGGUCAUGAGGGGCGGGCCAAGAGCCGUCGUUAAGACUUUAAAAACACAGGAGCUCGAGGGCGAGCCGGCCGCGGCUGGCGGAAUACAAAGGCAAAGUAAUUCCAGCGUAUCUGGGACGGCCGAGGUGAACGACGGAGGAUCAUCGAGCAAGAAUUAUGAGCGGACGGACUCGGUCGAGUCGGCACUCAGGCGGUUCGACUCUAUUGACGCAGAGAACGGCGCCGAGCCGGUUCCAGAUACUUGGCGGCGGAGCGGGGAAUCGGUAGCAGAGAAAAGACAAACGGAGGAAUCGAGGGCCGAGAGCUUCGAGGACGAUUCGAGAACGAUUUCGCUAAAGGCGCUCGAGCGGAGCGCGCAUUCCCCGCGGAGCACCGGGAGCAAACCUUCGGGAACGCGUUUGAAGAGGACCUCGACGAGCGAGCCUUCCUGCCGAGCCAAGGCCGCUAAGCGGGAGGAGGAGUCGGAUCGACGUCGGAAAAGAAUCGCGAAGGGUGGAGACUCCGCCGAAACCGCUGGGAGAACCAGAGCACUGGCAUGCAGGCGCAAACUCUUCCGAGACGUCGAUUCGGCCGUGGAGAGAGCGAGAUCGCGCAGAGAUAAGGUCGGCAAGUCGAGCAAGAGCGAGUCGGCCGGCUCGAGAAGGGCAAACAAAGCGGGAUCGGCAACAGGUAUGUCGGACGGGGAUGGUUCUCUGUCGGUGAAACACCUGAGAUCGAUCGAGGACAUUCGGCGAUCCAUCGAGGACACGAGCUCCUCCUAUCGCGAGGAGGCGAGGGCGUCGAGAUCAGCGGUCGCGAGUAAUGCUUCGAGAGGCGAGGGGAAGCCGCGUGUGUCGAGUAGCGUUGCAUGCGAUAGAGUCGGGAAACAGGUGUCCCAGGCGAAACGAUCGGAGAGACUGGGCGCUUCGCGAGAUUCGGAACGAUUUGUUAAGUCCGCGACCGGUUUCUCCAGGGUGGCGAAGAGUCCGAGUCUAGAGCCGACGAAGCCGGCCGAGACCAACAACCGAGCGAGGAGGAGCGUGCUUUCGCCGCCGUCGAAGAGUCCCGACAUGGCGACGAGGCGCCCUUCCACAGAAUUGAAAGGUUCGGACGCGAAACCGACCAAACGGACAACGCCUACCAAAGAUGCUGAGCCAAUUGGAAAUAGAAAGACAACCGCAACUACGACGACCACGAGAAAAUCGACGGAUGUCGUCGACGGUGAUACCGUACUCGAGAAUGGUCUGCAUUUACAGGACCAAACGGUCGAAACGAAGUACGAUAACGACCUGCAUACAGCGAAGAAGACAUUUGUUAUCGACGACGACGAGCAGCCGCCGAAGGAAAAUAACGGACUAUUUCCAAGGAAGCCGCUGUUAAAAAGACCGUCCAUCGAAAAACAGACACCCUCCGUCCCUAUGCAGGCCAGCAGUUCCACCCCAAAGUCUAAAAUGACUUUGAAGUCGAAGACGUCCAAUGUCGCCUCAUCCUCGUCCAGGUCAUCGGCUUCCUCGAAAAGCGGAUCGAAUUGUACCCCCGACCUCCUGGUUCCCUGUAAAAUAUGCGGACGUUCUUUCGCCCAAGAACGCGUUGGCCUGCACGAACAAAUCUGCACAAAAACGGGUCAAAAGAAGAGAAAGCUAUUCGAUUCGGUAAUGUUUCGAGUAAAAGGUACCGAGCUAGAGAAAUUCGUGAAAAAAGGAUGCGCCAAAAAGCAGCAACCCGAGAAACCUCCGGAGACGAAGAGCAACUGGCGGCGCAAACACGAGGACUUCAUUAACGCCAUACGCUCGGCGAAACAGGUCCAGGCGCACCUGGCCGCAGGGGGCAAGCUGAGCGACCUGCCGCCGCCGCCGCCCAGCGACACCAGCGAUUACAUCCAGUGCCCCCAUUGCGGUAGGAAAUUCAACAAAUCCGCCGCCGAUCGUCACAUUCCCAAAUGCGAGCACAUGCUGCACAACAAACCGGUGCACUCCCGGGCACCGAAACCGAGACGCUAAUUAACGCGACAGCGAACGAUCCUAACUACUUUUCUAUGCUCGCCGAUCGGAAACAAAAUUGGCGCAAUCCAUAUCCUUUCGGGAACGAAAAGUCGAGAAAUAUGUGCGAGGAACGUGAAUAUAAUAUUCGAAGGCAUUUACAACUUUGCGAAAGAAAUUCUUAUUGUACUCUUGAAUUUUUAUGAAGUAACGCACGUAAAUGGAAAUUUUACUCAGCUGUUCGCAGAGUUUAUAAUUCUUAACUUAAAGAGUUCUUAAUAAAUUAUUCAUUGCCAGUUGCAAUAUCACUGGCGAACGAGCGAUUCGUUUGUACGUAGAGUAAUUAUUUUGUUGGGGUACUAUUAUCUGAAAGAAGAUUUUUAUGCUGUCUCAUUGUGUAGCACGCUCGCGAAAAUUACUGUUAACAGGUUUCUGGUAAAGUUUGAAUCGAAAGUAUCGAUGAAAAUGAAAAUUAGCAUUGUCUUCAAGGUUCUUUAAAAUUUGUGGUAUUCCAUUUCAGUUUAUGCGUUAAAACACGAUUUUAAUAUUGGUGAAAGAAGACUGCGUACAUUAAUAAAAAUGUGAACAAAAAGAUUGAUAAAGAGAAAUCUAUGUUUGUAAAGCAUACGGACAAAAUGUUGGAUCUUUCGCAUCCCAGACAAUUGGUGGUAAAUUAAUUGUUAAGAGAUUUUCUGCGGCACGAGUGUGUGCCUCUUUUGUUCACGAUCGACGCCAUUUUUGUACGAAGAUAAUUUGCCGGUUGCGAAAAACUUAUACAAUUUUAUACGCGAUUUACUAUGCCGAAACAUCGUCAACAUCCCCAUUGAACGCAAUGAGAAGUGUGCGAAACGAAAGUGAUACCUGGAAUUGUAGUUCUAAUUCGAACAGAGAUGCAUGUUGCAGUUUAAACAGAACAGCAUGUUGCAGUUUGAACGGAAUCUUGUCUGUGUAUUGUACAUAUGUACCGUGAAAGAAAUUUAAUAAAUUGAUACGAUGCUUUUUCAGAACAAUGGCGGUGAAAAAGAAAAGAACGUUAUGCUUUGUCUAUCGAAUGUUAUAAAUUAAUCUAUUAUAUGGGCGCAUAUGAAACGUUGAGUUUUUCUAGGGGCACUAUGUAUAAUGUGCUUCGAUAAGAUUUUUCAUACGCAUUGAUCUAAUAUCGAAACUAAUGUUUAUAAAUUGAGCAACAAUAAACGAAUCAAAAGGGUAUACGAGCCUCAAAAUUUUUGUGAUACUGUAUUUUGUAAUGACCUGUAAGAGACAGUUCGUAUCGCUUACUUUGUAUACGUAUUUAUAUCUUUUUAUACUGUAGCGUUAGUGAACUAUUACACGAGAGUUAACUUUGCAAUCAUUCGUCCAAAAACACGUAUUGCCUUCGCAUUACAAUCGUAUUUGAGUAGUGAAAAUUGCUUAGACCCGAAGGAUCAACGUUGAUAACACGGUGCUUGAUCAGAAUCACGAGUAUCGUGAUUUAUUCUCUAAGUUUUCAUCGAGAUUAUCCGUCACAUACGUAUGUAUACAUUUUUAUAGCGCUUAGUACCCUUAACGAGAGAAAGUGUGGUAAAGUUAUUGUUAUGAUUAAAUAUUGGGAGCUAAUAAACUAACUUUUUGUUUAAAAACAACAACCGUCUCACUAAACGACGAACUUCUAAAAAUCAUUUAAAUGAAAUCCAGCUUUUGUUAAUUCCUUCUGUAAAACCUUUUGUAAUCUCCAUCGUUUUGUAAAAAAAAACCAGAAACAAAGAUAUCGUAUAAUUCUGAAUUAUCAAAAUAAAAUUCCAAAAACUUA
Molecule: messenger RNA, 9370 nt
Organism: Megalopta genalis
Lineage: Eukaryota; Metazoa; Arthropoda; Insecta; Hymenoptera; Halictidae
Source: RefSeq, a predicted model, not a curated record